Messenger RNA from Haliotis rubra (blacklip abalone), 3686 nucleotides. Its product is annotated as ubiquitin carboxyl-terminal hydrolase 8-like. The transcript has 25 exons. Lineage: Eukaryota; Metazoa; Mollusca; Gastropoda; Lepetellida; Haliotidae. The record is from RefSeq and is a predicted model, not a curated record. Gene Ontology annotation, biological process: protein deubiquitination. Gene Ontology annotation, molecular function: cysteine-type deubiquitinase activity; protein binding. Bases 90 to 3686 code for a protein of 1198 amino acids.
UUUUACUAUUUCUAAAAAUAGUAUCAUCCAUGGCGGAAGCGAGAGAUAUUACAUGUUGAAGACGUUGCUGAUCAAACAACGCAACCACCAUGCCGGGGAAAAGCCCCAAGAAGAAGGACCUGUACCUGGGUAAAAACAUGGCUGACCUCAACAAGCUGGGGGAGUGCAAAGACCUGGGGAAUAAUGUCACAAUCAUCAUAAGAUCUGCAGACAAGACAUUUCGUGAAGCUGUGCACCAAGAUGAACUUUCGGACGAGGAGCGAGCUUAUGUCCUGUACAUGCGGUACUUCAACGUCAUACAGACGGCCAAGCGAAAGGCUGAAUAUAUCAAGCAGAAGGAGUACUUUGACAACCUCAUUGGGAAGAAGAACCAGCUUCAUGCUAUAGAGAGAGCAGAGGGCUUGUCCCAGAACCUUAAAGAAAGAUAUGACCUCAUAGAAGCCGAGGCAGUGGCGAAGAAGCUGGAAGCUCUCGAUGAGAAGAAGAAAGAGGACAAAAAGGAGGAGAAGAAAGAUGUUGAGAAGGACGCAGCUGAGGAGAAGGGAAAUGACAAAGAAAAUGGCUCAUCUACAGUGCCACCAGUGACGGCUCCAGGCAGCAUCUCACCGAUGGAGCUGUUUACACUGCUCAACGAUCGGGAAACUCAGCUCAUACUGAUGGACGUCCGUCCGGAAGAGGACUACGCCGACUCCCACAUCAGCCACAAGUCCUGUGUCAAUGUUCCUGCCAGCAUACUACAACCUGGAACCACCGUCAACUACAUCAGUAAUGCAUUGCCAGAAGCAUCCAGGUCGCUAUGGAAACAACGCGGUCAGGUCGAUCAUGUUAUUCUAUUAGACUGGCGGUCUACGUCACAAGAGGUCAAGAUUGGAUCAACUCUGAGAACACUAAAGGAUGCCUUAUUCAAGUACGACGUCACAGUGAUCCUGAAGAGCGAGCCCCUCGUGUUGGAGGGGGGCUAUGAGCAGUGGCUGCUGUACUACCCCACCGUUACCACCAACUCCCACAUCCUGUGUCCCUCUCGCCCCGAGGACUUCAUCACAUCAUCAGCAUUGGAUUUUGAUUACCCUGACUUUGAUGAACCCUCCAAUGAUAAACAGCCACUUAUCAACCAAUCAGGAGCCUCUAUCCCAACUCAAGCUCCCAAUGGAAUGUCACAGCCUUUACUUCCUUCCGUAGAUCGCUCACUUAAACCCAAACCAGUCACAAGAUCUGUUAAUGCUGCCCCACUAAACAACAAGACCUCCGAACCCAAAGUAGCAAACAAUCUCAAAAACACAAACACAGAACCACAGGGUGAUAAACUUGAUGGUUUUAAGAUCAUUUCAAAUUCGCUCUAUCCCAGUGUUGGGCAAAUGGUUGCUAAGAACAUUGUGCGAAGUAACUCAAGGACCGAUUCUGGUGUGGCGCCAGUGGACGUGAAACCUAAGAUAGAGAACAGCGAUGUUGAUCAGGAACUUGUGGAGUUGACAGAGAUAAAGAAGAAGAAGGAGGAAGAACUACAUGACUUCAAGUCUGAGCGGAAACGGAUGGCGGCCGAGCACAAGGCACGGACAGCGAAGUUGGAGGAAGAGGAGGAGAAGUUGCGUCAGUUGGAGAAACUGCGGAGGAAAGAGGAGAAGGAUGUUGUGGAGCUGAUGCGGCUGAAAAGGAACCUGCAGGAAGAGAUGAAGAAUGAACAGAUCAAGCAGGAUGGAGAGAACAAACAAACAGAGGAGGAAGAGAGGAAGAGAUUGGCUGAACUGGAACAGAUGCAGAAACUGGAAGAAGACAAGAGACGUCGCCAGGAGGAUGUCGAGAAACUCCGACGAGAACGACGCAAGAAGGAAGAUGACAAGCGAGCCCAAGAUCUGGAGAUGAAGGACAACAUCCUCCGUGAGGCUGCUGAAGCUGCCCGGCAGGAGGAGGAGCAACGCAGACAGGAAGCUGCUGCCGCCGCUGCCAAGAGAGCCGAGGAGGAGAGACAGGAGGCAGAGAGAGAGAAGAAAGAAGAGGAGAGAAAGAAGAGAGAAGAAAUCAAAAUACAACAACUUAAAAAAGAAAAGCAAGAGCAAGAGAAGAAGUUGAAAGAGCAGCGUGAACGUGAGGAGAAGAUGAAGGCUGACGAGGAGUUAGCUGAGCGGCUGAAACAUGAGGAGGCCGAGAGAGCCAAGGCUGAGAGGGAUCAGAAGAUGGCUGCCGAGAAGGCUCGGGCUGAAGAGGCUCGCCGGUUAGCAGAGGAGAAAAUAAAGAAAGUCAAUGAGACGAAGCCACAGUGGAAACAGGUCCCGUCCAACAACCUGCCUGUUGGUUGGGAGAAGCGGCUUGACAAAAGCACCAACAGAUACUUCUACAUCAACCACAACCUUACUACAACACAGUGGGAGCCGCCAGUCAAGAUUCAACCAGCUUCUACUACAGGAACGUUCACCACCAAGUUGAAAGAAGAACCUGCACAGUCAUCACGGGGUCUAACUCGAUCUUUCUCGUCUCCUGACAUCAUGAAACAGAUGGCGGAGGAAGGAGACAAGCCACUCCAUACGCUCAACUUUGACCGUGCCAGCAAGCCAUCACAGAGGUUCGAGCCUCCUGUGAGUAAGCCAGUGCAGAGACAGUAUGUGGUGAAGAGACGAGACCUCAACCCCGUCUACGGCAGUGUGGGUGCUGCGUUGACUGGUCUGCGUAACCUUGGCAACACGUGUUACAUGAACUCCACCAUCCAGUGCCUAAAUAACUGUACUCCACUCGUAGCCUACUUCCUUAACGACUUGUACUUGGAUGACAUCAACAGGGAUAGCUUUCGGGAGGGCAUGCAUGGUGAGAUGGUGGACGACUAUGCUAUUGUCCUGAAGGCCUUGUGGAAUGGCCAGAACAGAUGUAUCACGCCCAGAGACCUGAAGAAUACAGUUGGGAAAUACAACCCCAUGUUUGCUGGCUAUCAGCAGCAGGACUCACAGGAGUUCCUCACCUUCCUCUUGGACGGUCUACACGAGGGACUGAACGAGGUGAAGGUUCGGCCCAAGAUACCGGAGCAAGAAAAUGACCAUCUCCCGGACCACCGGGCGGCAGAGAUAGCCUGGCGUGACCACAAACGCCUGCACAAGUCCAUAAUUGUGGAACUGUUCCAGGGGCAGUUGAAGUCCACUCUUCAGUGUAAACACUGUAGCAAGAAGUCGGUGACGUUUCAGGCUUUCAUGUUCCUCUCCCUGCCCCUUCCACAGCAGUCCAGGUGCUCUCUGAAGGAUUGCAUAUACAAGUUCCUCAGCCCCGAGAUGAUGACGGGCAGCUGUAAGUGGAAGUGCCCAAAAUGUCGCGUUGAGAGAGAUGCCGUCAAAAAAAUCGACAUCUGGAAACUUCCGCCUAUUCUGCUCAUCGGUCUCAACAGAUUUGUGAGUGACGGGAUGUGGACCCAGAAAUCGACAAGCUACGUGGACUUCCCGGUGAGCGAUAUGGACAUGAGAGAGCAUGUCAGCGACCCCAAGUCCACCACCAGAUACAACCUCUAUGGCAUCUCGAAUCACUACGGGACCAUGGAAGGAGGCCACUACACAGCCUUCUGUCGAAACCCCUGCACCAAGAAAUGGUACAAGUAUGAUGACCACGAGGUGUAUGAAAUGUCACGCUCCGAUGUCAAGACAUCCGCCGCCUUUGUACUGUACUACACGUCCAUAGAACUUACAGCACCUAUUUUCAGCCCUUCCCAGUAA